Messenger RNA from Drosophila mojavensis, 2695 nucleotides. RefSeq names its product reticulon-1-A (gene Rtnl1). Lineage: Eukaryota; Metazoa; Arthropoda; Insecta; Diptera; Drosophilidae. The record is from RefSeq and is a predicted model, not a curated record. The transcript is spliced from 6 exons. Bases 353 to 2086 code for a protein of 577 amino acids.
UCUCAUUUCAUUUUUCAAACGGAGAAGUUGCUGCGCACGUUUAACGCAUUGUAAAACAAAUUAAAUUUUAAGUAGAACGGUCGAAACGUUGCAAACGAAACUAAACUCAAAAUCUCUAACAGACAUUUAAAUACUAGAAAUAAAUAAAUUCAACGAAACUUAAAGGCGAAAGAGCGACUAUUAGGCCGGUCGACUGCGUGCGUAAGCGUCCGUGUGCGUGUGUGUAUGCGAACCCAUUCAUAUAUGUGUGUGUAAGCCAUAAUCCAAUCAGCACAAAGGAUACCAAAGCUGCAAUUGCUAACAGCAACAACAAAAACAAUCUUAAGCAGGAGGAGAUUAAUUGCAUUGUAAAAUGGACUUCAAUUUUGCGGAUCUGAAGAAGGAGGCGGCCAAUACGGCUGAGGACAUUUUCAAUGCAGCCAGCAAGCAGGUCAGCAAUACCUACGAUGAUUUGCUCGGCGACGUUAACGUCGGCAGUGGCAGCGCCAACGUCAGCGGCGAAGGUGUGCAGGACGAUAAUGCCCAUACCGAAAAGUAUUUUGCCAAUGAGCAAAAGAAUCUGGAUUUCGGUGAUCCACAGGCAUUCGUGCAGCGCAUGUCCGCCGGGGCGAAGGAGGCGCAGGAGCAGCUGGAUGCAAAGUUUGCACAAAAAGCGGAUGAUUUUGGAGACUUCCUAAAGCAGGGUGUGAAGGAUGUCAAGCAGAAUGUGGGCGAGUUGACUAGCGACUUUAUGAAUGUUGAGCGCGGAAUGUUCGGAGAUGCUAACAAAGUGGCUCCUCCUUCAGCUCCCGCUGCAGCAUCUGCGCCAGUUGCAGCUGCUGCAGCACCUGUCAAGCCUGUCCACGAUCAGGAGGAGGAUUUGCUGGGUUUCAAGCCAGUAACCAGUGCUCCCUUGCAGCCAUUUGAGCCAACUGCGCCCUCAGCUCACGACCAGUUUUAUGAUGAUGACGACGAUGACUUCCUAAUCAAACCAACUCCAGCUGCUGCUCCAGUUGCUCCUGUAGCUCCAGCGCCAGCUCCAACUCCUGCUGUGGCCAACAAGGAUUCGGAUACAGAUUCACCCUCUGUCUCGUAUACUCCUUCGCCGGCUAAGAAGCCCAUUGCCGAUGCUCUCAAGGAGCAGGACAAUGAGAAAUUCAUCUCUUCCGAGGAUCUGCUCAGUGAUUUCAAGGAUGUAGCAGCUACCGCAGCAGUUCCGGCUCCUGCCGCAGUUCCGAUUCCGUCUUCUACUCCUGCUUUGAUUACCGAUUUGGAUGACGACGAUUUUGUUGCUAAGCCGGCGGCCAAGGUCGAGCCUCCGAAAGUGGUGCCACCAAAGGUAGAGCCGCCCAAGGUGGUGCCGCCCAAGGUGGAGCCAGCCAAACCGGAGCCAGCCAAGCAGCAGCCACCGCAAAAGCAACAGCAACAACAACCAAAAAUCGUAUCUGUGGAGGAAAUCUUUUACAAGUACGGACUUGAUGCCUGGUUCAAGCCCGAACGUUUGCACCCGCUAGUCGAAUCGCUGAUCUAUUGGCGCGAUGUGAAAAAGUCAGGAAUUGUAUUCGGCGCCGGCCUAAUCACCCUGGUGGCCAUCUCCUGCUUCUCGGUGAUCAGCGUCUUUGCCUAUUUGUCGCUGCUCACUCUGAUUGGAACCGUCGCCUUCAGAAUCUACAAGUCUGUGACACAGGCGGUGCAAAAGACAAACGAUGGACAUCCCUUCAAAGAAUAUCUGGAACUGGAUCUGACGCUCUCGCAGGAGAAGGUGCAGCACAUUGCAGGCGUGGCUGUGGCCCAUAUAAAUGGCUUCACGGCCGAGCUGAGGCGCUUGUUUUUGGUUGAGGAUAUCGUUGAUUCGAUUAAAUUUGGAGUUAUUCUGUGGGUAUUCACCUACAUUGGAGCCUGGUUCAACGGCAUGACGCUGGUCAUACUAGCCUUCGUCUCGCUGUUUACCUUGCCCAAGGUCUAUGAGAAUAACAAACAAUCGAUCGAUACCUAUUUGGAUCUGGUGCGCAACAAGUUGACAGAGAUUACCGACAAAAUCCGGGUAGCUCUGCCCAUUGGCAACAAGAAGCCAGUCGCCGCCGCCGAGUCGGAAAAGGACAAAUAGAAAGCAAAUAAUAAUAAUAACAACAACAACAACAACAUGUUUAUUUAUUUAUUAAGCAUUAUUUGAAUGGUUUGAAAUAUUCAUUUGGGGCAUAACAAAAUAAAUACAUCUCUAUUAUAUAUAUAUGCAAAUUGUAUAAAUACAAUUUACAAGCAACAACAACAACAACUAUGUAAACCCAAAACUAAAAAUUUUGAAAACAAAAGCAAAAACAUUUAAGAAACAAAACAAAAAAAAACAAAAAAUAUCAACUCGUAGCAGUUUAAACAUUGUCCAAGUGUCUUUAAGUUUUUAAACGAACGAAAUCAAUUUGCAUAAAUAAAAAUCAAAAAUUGUUUUAAAAUAAAAAGAAAAACAAGAACACAGCCACAGCAAUGCAAUUAAGCGUUUCCUCCGUUUCCAAAAACCAAAUUUACAUUUGACUUUUUUGUUUUUGCAACGAGACUUUUAACGAAGAAAAACUUUGAUUUAGUCAAAAGAUAAAAACUUAAAUGCAUAGAAAUAUUUAUGCAAGAUAAAAAGAAAAAAACAAAAACAUUGUACACCCAUUUUUAUUAGCAACUUCUUUUCUAAUUAAUUAAAAACGCUUUGCUUUAGUUCUAAUUAUAA